Molecule: messenger RNA, 711 nt
Organism: Colletotrichum fioriniae
Lineage: Eukaryota; Fungi; Ascomycota; Sordariomycetes; Glomerellales; Glomerellaceae
Cellular component (GO): cytoplasm
Molecular function (GO): kinase activity; ATP binding
Source: RefSeq, a predicted model, not a curated record
AUGGAGUCUACAUAUCAUACCCUUGUUCAGCGCAUCAUUUCCAAAUGGGCUGAGAAGAGGCGCACAUCACCCGACACCUCCAAUGCACAUCCCCGCCUCAUCAUCGCCCUCGCAGGGCCACCAGGGUCCGGAAAGACAACCAUCGCCCAGAAAGUCGUCUCCGCCAUCAACGCCUCCCCGGAACCCCACCCAAAGUCGAUUGUCCUAUCUGCGGACGGCUUUCACCUACCCCUCGCAGCUCUCCGGGCGCUUCCUAAUGCGGCAGAAGCAAUCGCCCGGCGUGGGGCACCCUGGACCUUUGACGGCCAAGCCGCCGUCGACCUCGUCCGGCAGUUGCGGGCUUCAGCAGGACUGCGACCCGUUCUUGCACCGACCUUCGACCACAAGGUAAAGGAUCCGGUUCCCAAUGGGUUUACUGUAGAGGCAGAUGUUCAGGUUUGCAUUGUUGAGGGCAAUUACUUGCUCGUGGACGAAGAGCCCUGGAACCAGAUUGCCGAUUUGGUAGAUGAACGGUGGCUCGUAAGGGUUGAACCUACACUGGCACGGAGUCGCGUUGCCGCGCGGCAUAUUGCAGCUGGCAUUGAAGACAGUAUGGAAAGAGCCCUUUUCAGGGCAGAGAGUAAUGACAUGGUCAAUGGGGAAUUUGUUGACAGGCACAGUCAGGGUAGAUACGACGUAUUGAUCGAUAGCAUAGAAGAGUUACCUAAUUGA